Pseudo-nitzschia multistriata is the source of this 1918-nucleotide messenger RNA. NCBI's taxonomy places the organism in Eukaryota, Bacillariophyta, Bacillariophyceae, Bacillariales, Bacillariaceae. The record is from the annotation of a GenBank genome assembly.
GAAAGGUUGAGACGAGAACGAAGAACCGAAGAUGACAUGCCGGCCUCUUUCUGACCAGCGAUGCGUCGAUAUGGAACACACCUAGUAUUGGAUCGAAGAUCGACGAGACAAGCCACUCGUGGAGUGAAGCGCCCAUCGUCGUUUACAUCUACAGAUACGCACCGACCAAAGACCGGGGCAAGACUACGACCUCCCAGCACCACACGCGAAACACACCACCCACGGCCCGAAACGAACGAGACGCAAGCCCUGAAUGCCGCACCCUUCCGCACGGAACGCCGCCGCUGUCUCUUUCUCUCGCAGAAUCUCCGUGCUCGUUUGGAUGGUCUUGUUCGCGGGCCGCCAGCUCCGCAUUCCCGCCGCACGAGCCUUCGCCACCGGGUCCGUUUCGAACAGCCGCAGAGCCGCCUCCGCAAGCGCCAGCGCCUUGCUCGAGACACCGAAAGCAACUGCAACGAGCCCCCCGCUUGCUACUGCCACCGCCACGCGCCUCCGAUCCACGCUCGCCAUGGAGACCGGCAACGCAACCACAACCGAAGCCCCCGAGACGAAACGCGAGUACCCCAUCGAGAUGUCCGACGACGAAAAGUAUCUCUUCGACCUGAACGGGUACCUGAUCGUCCGGGGGGUCCUCACGCCGGAGGAGGUAGACGAGGCCAACGCCGCCAUCGAUCGCCAUGCCGACGAGAUGAUCGAGCGGUCCGAUGCGGACCUCCGGAACGCCAAACGGGGAACAAAGUACUCCGGGCAGGGGCCGGGCCGGAUGGACCUGGGACGCUGCUUGGAGUGGGGGGAAACCGACUCGAGGGUCUUUCGCUCGAUCCUGGCGCACCCCCGCCUGGUCCCGGUCUUCCACGGGAUCCUCGGCAAGGGGUACCGGAUGGACCACCUGCCCAUGGUGCUGGCGCAGAACAAGGGAUCGGAGGGCUUCCAGCUCCACGGGGGGACCAUCGACUGCAACUCGGGGGCCUACAACCCCUUCCUCGCCUACCACUGCUCGAACGGGGCCAUCACGACGGCCCUGCUGGGCUGCAACGUCAUCCUAAGGGACCACAACCCCGGCGACGGUGGCUUUUGCAUCGUGCCGGGAUCGCACAAGUCCAACUUUCGGAUGCCGAAGGGCAUGGUGGACGGAGAACGAUACGAGGAAUUCGUCGUCCAGCCGGCCACCAAGGCCGGGGACGUCAUUCUCUUUAGCGAGGGAACGGUGCACGGAGCCAAGGUAGGUUUCAUUUCGUUUCGUUGGGCUGCGCUGGAUGGCACAGGGCCCGGCCCUUUUUCCUCAAAAAGGAUGUUUUGAAAUGAAGUCCCGCAUCGAACUGCACGACACAAAAUGCCGUUCGGGCUUUUGUUCUCGGGAGUUUGCCGUUUGCGAUUUCCAAAAAACAAUGUACUGUACUACUUUCCGACGAUACCAGCUGCUCAUUCUCCUUUUGCUUGCUUCCUUGUUCUUGUACGAUGGCGUAUGCCGAAUCCUUGCCCAUUGUCGACAGCCCUGGACCAGCGACGAGCAGCGCCGGACGGCCCUCUUUCGGUUUUCCCCGGCCACGAACGUCUACGGGAGGAGCUACUUUGGCCACGAGGGAGGGGGCUGGCCCUCCGCCAUGUACGAGGGCCUGACGCCCGCGCAAAAGGCCGUCCUGGAGCCACCCUACGCCAACCGGCUGGACCGGCCGAACAUCCUGGACGACGCCGAGUCGGUGGAAAUCACCACGAGAAACGCCCGCAAGAAGCAGCACGACCGGGACGUCUUUGGAACCAAGUACUUUUGAGCGAGGCCGCUAGGCAAGGCUAGGCUAGGCAGCGCAGCGCAGCGGUGCUCUGGUACGGCAUGUCGUUUGCGGAACACGGUGCUCUACCGGCUCUUGCGGGCUGCCGGCAGGCAGCAACGUAAUGCCAAUCAAAAUGAACUACUGCU